Molecule: messenger RNA, 2358 nt
Organism: Cavia porcellus (domestic guinea pig)
Lineage: Eukaryota; Metazoa; Chordata; Mammalia; Rodentia; Caviidae
Gene: Sgsh
Product: N-sulfoglucosamine sulfohydrolase
Exons: 8
Coding region: 44-1576 (510 amino acids)
Biological process (GO): glycosaminoglycan catabolic process; heparan sulfate proteoglycan catabolic process
Molecular function (GO): N-sulfoglucosamine sulfohydrolase activity; N-acetylglucosamine-6-sulfatase activity; glycosaminoglycan binding
Source: RefSeq, a predicted model, not a curated record
AGGGGCGGGGCGCAGAGCGGCUGCCGACUCGGUGGUGGCCGCCAUGAGCCGCCCCGGGCCCGUCUGCUGCGCGCUUCUGCUGCUCCUGGGGCUCUGCAGGGCGCGCCCCCGGAACGCGCUGCUGAUCCUCGCGGAUGAUGGAGGCUUUGAGAGUGGCGUGUAUAACAACAGUGCCAUUGCCACGCCUCACCUGGAUGCCCUGGCGCGCCGCAGCUUGGUCUUCCGCAAUGCCUUUACCUCCGUCAGCAGCUGCUCCCCCAGCCGUGCCAGCCUGCUCACGGGCCUGCCCCAGCACCAGAAUGGCAUGUACGGGCUGCAUCAGGACGUGCACCACUUCAACUCCUUCGACAAGGUGCGGAGCCUGCCGCUGCUGCUCAGCCAGGCCGGGGUGCGCACAGGUGAGGGAUCAUCGGGAAGAAGCAUGUGGGGCCGGAAGCUGUGUACCCGUUCAACUUUGCCUACACGGAGGAGAAUGGCUCUGUGCUCCAGGUGGGGAGGAACAUCACAAGAAUCAAGCUGCUUGUUCGGAAAUUCCUGCAGACUCAGGACAGCAGAACCCCCCACCAUGUCCAGGCCCUUCUUCCUCUACGUGGCCUUUCAUGACCCGCACCGCUGUGGACACUCCCAGCCCCAGUAUGGAGCCUUCUGUGAGAAGUUUGGGAACGGGGAGAGCGGCAUGGGACGUAUCCCGGAUUGGACCCCCCAGACCUACAACCCUCAGGAUGUGGUGGUGCCUUACUUUGUCCCUGACACUCCGGCAGCCCGAGCUGACCUGGCUGCUCAGUACACCACCAUCGGUCGGAUGGACCAAGGGAUUGGACUUGUGCUGCAGGAGCUUCGGGGAGCUGGCGUCUUGAAUGAUACACUGGUGAUCUUCACAUCGGACAAUGGAAUCCCCUUCCCUAGCGGCAGGACCAACCUGUACUGGCCAGGGACUGCCGAGCCCUUGCUGGUGUCAUCCCCGAAACACCCGAAGCGCUGGGGCCAGGUCAGCGAGGCCUACGUGAGCCUCCUUGAUCUCACGCCCACCAUCUUGGAUUGGUUCUCCAUCCCCUACCCCACAUAUGCCAUCUUUGGCUCAAAGACCGUUCAGCUUACAGGCCGGUCACUCCUGCCUGCGCUGGAGACAGAGCCCCCGUGGGCUACUGUGUUUGGCAGCCAGAGCCAUCAUGAAGUCACUAUGUCUUACCCCAUGCGCUCCGUGUACCACCGGAACUUCCGCCUUGUGCACAACCUCAGCUUCCGGAUGCCGUUUCCUGUGGACCAGGACUUCUACAUCUCACCUACCUUUCAGGACCUGUUGAACCGCACUGUAGCGGGCCAGCCUACUGGCUGGUACAAAGACCUACACCACUACUACUAUCGGGAGCGCUGGGAGCUCUACGAUGACCAUCUUGACCCUUGGGAGACCCAGAACUUGGCCGCUGACCCCCACUUUGCAGAGGUGCUGGCAAUGCUGAAGACCCGCCUGGCCAAGUGGCAGUGGGAGACCCACGAUCCCUGGGUGUGUGCCCCCGAUGGUGUCCUGGAAGAAAAGCUUUCUCCACAGUGCCGGCCACUCCACAAUGAACUGUGACUCUGUCAUGCCUCCCUGGGGCAGCUACCUGGCCCUUCCGUUCCUCCACACUCCUUUCGGAGGUGGCUCCUUGAUAUACAGGAGUCCUGCUUCUCCUGGUGGGGAAACACACAUAUGGACAUCCAGCCCUUCACCAGGUACUGCCCCAAGGAAACACUGCUGGCCCCACUUCUGAGCUGUGUCCUGUGAUGGAAAGCCGGGGGUGGGGAUCUCCCAGCCUGUUUUCAGAGCGGGGAUCUGCAGAUGGAGGGCAGGAAUGGGAGUUCGAGACACUCUUAGUCUUUGGAACUAACUGAUGUUUGUGAGUCCUUCACUCUGAGGAGACUGGGCCUUCCUGUGCCACAUGGGCCUUUAGCCACUGGGUCUGCUGCAGGUCUCACACCACCUGAGGCUCACCUGUCCUGCUUCUCCUCCUGAUAUAGGUACCUGCUCAGCAGGAUUCUCACCGAUUCUUGAAAGUGACAAGUUUACUCCUGUGUUCUUUCCACUCAACACACAUCCUUUCUGAGAGUGACUGAGGAUGAAGGUGAGACAGUGUGCCUCCAGUGGCUUGGGUUCCUUGUGUGACACCCGCAUCUGGCUCCAUACCCACCCUGCUGCCAUUGCUGAGGGAGCAGAAGCUGGGCCUGGAGAAACCUAGAAAGUGGGCUGUCUUCUUCUUUGGGGGGACUUCAGCCCUUUUCCUCCCCUACCAGCUCCAUAUUGGGGAUGGGAAGGAAGCCACAGGACCCAGCACUGUAAACAUCUUUUUAUUUUAAUAAAACGUGAGUUUAUUUACGGAA